AUGCAACACCUCUGGUCAGCACUGGGACUAGACUGGCAGAUGCAUUUAGAUGUGGCAUCGCGGGAGCUCGUCUCUCACGAUGACAGUCUGAUCGUGAAAGGAAUCUGUGACAAAACAUCUGUGGAACGACGUCUGUGGAACGACGUCUGUGGAACGACGUCUGUGGAACGACGUCUGUGGAACGACGUCUGUGGAACGACGUCUGUGGAACGGCAUCUGAGGAACGACGUCUGUGGAACGACGUCUGUGGAACGGCAUCUGUGGAACGACGUCUGUGGAACGACAUCUGUGGAACGGCAUCUGAGGAACGACAUCUGUGGAACGACGUCUGUGGAACGACAUCUGUGGAACGACAUCUGUGGAACGACAGCUGUGGAACGACAGCUGUGGAACGACAGCCGUGGAACAACAUCCGUGGAACGACAUCUGUGGAACGACAUCUGUGGAACAACAUCUGUGGAACGACUUCUGUGGAACGACUUCUGUGGAACGACGUCUGAGGAACAACAGCUGUGGAACGACAUCUGUGGAACGACAUCUGUGGAACGACAUCUGUGGAACGACAUCUGUGGAACGACAUCUGUGGAACGACGUCUGUGGAACGACGUCUGUGGAACGACGUCUGUGGAACGACGUCUGUGGAACGACGUCUGUGGAAGGACGUCUGUGGAACGACGUCUGUGGAACGACAUCUGUGGAACGACAUCUGUGGAACGACAUCUGUGGAACGACGUCUGUGGAACGACGUCUGUGGAACGACAGCUGUGGAACGACAGCUGUGGAACAACAUCCGUGGAACGACAUCUGUGGAACGACAUCUGUGGAACGACUUCUGUGGAACGACUUCUGUGGAACGACUUCUGUGGAACGACGUCUGAGGAACGACAGCUGUGGAACGACAUCUGUGGAAUGACAUCUGUGGAACGACAUCUGUGGAACGACAUCUGUGGAACGACAUCUGUGGAACGACGUCUGUGGAACGACGUCUGUGGAACGACGUCUGUGGAACGACGUCUGUGGAACGACGUCUGUGGAACGACAUCUGUGGAACGACAUCUGUGGAACGACAUCUGUGGAACGACGUCUGUGGAACGACGUCUGUGGAACGACCUGUGGAACGGCAUCUGUGGAACGGCAGCUGUGGAACGACGUCUGUGUAACGACAUCUGUGGAACGACAUCUGGGGAACGACAUCUGGGGAACGACAUCUGUGGAACGACGUCUGUGGAACAACAGCUGUGGAACGACAUCUGUGGAACGACAUCUGUGGAACGACAUCUGUGGAACGACAUCUGUGGAACGACAUCUGUGGAACGACAUCUGUGGAACGACGUCUGUGGAACAACAGCUGUGGAACGACAUCUGUGGAACAACAGCUGUGGAACGACGUCUGAGGAACAACAGCUGUGGAACGACAUCUGUGGAACGACAUCUGUGGAACGGCAGCUGUGGAACGACAUCUGUGGAACGAGAGCUGUGGAACGACAGCUGAGGAACAACAGCUGUGGAACGACAGCUGUGGAACGGCAUCUGUGGAACGGCAGCUGUGGAACGGCAGCUGAGGAGUGA
Molecule: messenger RNA, 1569 nt
Organism: Knipowitschia caucasica
Lineage: Eukaryota; Metazoa; Chordata; Actinopteri; Gobiiformes; Gobiidae
Source: the annotation of a GenBank genome assembly